[Torrubiella] hemipterigena is the source of this 3626-nucleotide messenger RNA. The record is from the annotation of a GenBank genome assembly. Lineage: Eukaryota; Fungi; Ascomycota; Sordariomycetes; Hypocreales; Clavicipitaceae.
AUCCAACAAGCUUUUGCUGCACUGGUUUACAGCAGGCAGCAGCAGCGGCCAAUCAUUGUUCUAAGUUUUCUUUGGAGUUUUCUUUUUACUUGUGACAGCUGCAUCUGGCUCAUUUUUUGUUCGACUUUUUGGCUUGGGCGGCUCAUGACGUCGCGAUCACUGAGCUUACUUGGCAUCUGAUAGAAGGCUCCAAAACACCAACACCACGCACUGAGCUCCUGUGAUCAACCCUUUGCAGACAUCAUGAAGACUUUUACAAAAUUGGUUAUUUUUGUGCUGGCGCUCUCUUUUAUGGUAUUUGUGACAUUUUUUGGGCGGAUUCCAGCGCUACGCAAUACACCCAUCGGUGCUCUUCACAAGACACUAUGGGUUCAUAUUCCCAACGCUCUGUCUAGGCUUGAUGAGCGGUAUACAGGUGGCUAUGUGUUCCGUGGCUCCUCGCGAUUCUUUAACAUUCUUAUGCACGAACGACAUCCUACUGUUGUGAUCUUUUUCGCUGCUAUCAUGAUAGGUGGAGAAUACAUGUUCCUACCUGCGGCGUGGCCUCGCCUAUCGUCGUAUUUCGUCAAAUUAACUGUCAUAGUGACAGUUGCUUUGCCGUACAUAUUUCUCUACCUGGCUUGCGUCAGUGAUCCGGGGUUCGUCACAAACGAAACACACUCCUAUCAUAUGUCGCUAUAUCCUUACGACUAUGCCAUCUUUCACCCAGGCAACGUCUGUCGCACUUGCAACAUUUUAAAACCGGCGCGUUCAAAGCAUUGCAGCCUCUGCAAACGAUGUGUCGCAAAAGCAGACCAUCAUUGUGUUUUUAUCAACUCAUGCGUUGGAUACGGCAACCAACAUUGGUUCAUACUUCUCUUGGCAUCAACAGCCUUACUAACUACAUAUGGCGGCCUCCUUGGGGUUUCACUUUUAUCGGCAGCUAUGCGCGAGAGAUACCCACUGCUCCAUUUGUGGCCGUCAUGGAAAGAAGGAGCCUUCCAAUUCUUUGGUUCGUGGGCUUUGGCAAUGGAGCGUGAAGUUAACCUUGGCGCAACGACUCUUCUUUCACUGCUCACCUCUCCAAUGGUUUGGGGCUUGCUCGCGUACACGUUAUAUCACGUAUAUCGAGGCUUUACUACAAACGAAUCACUAAAAUGGUCUGAUUGGCAGGAAGACAUCGGCGACGGGUAUGCUUUUACUCGCCCGCUUCCGGGAAGUAGAGUGAAAAAUAGACAGAUAGAGCCUCUUUGCCCGCGAUGGCCAGUUGAACCACAGAUGGUUUUGAUGGCCACUACGGAUGGGCAGCCUCCAACUUCUAGUGGACGGUCGUUGCCAGGCGCUGGUGACUGGAAGCGUAUACAAAGCAUACAGGAAGUGGAAAAUAUGUAUGACUUGGGCUUCUGGGACAACUUGGCUGAUGUCUUCGUGGAGAGCUAUGGAUUUGGCGUGACCAAAGAUGACUUACCGGUGGAUAGAUUGCGUCGCACAAGAAGAUAGGGAUAGGUUAACCUUUAUGUAUAGUACCUUUUGGAUAUAUAUAAAAGAAGAUUUAUUCAUCAACGUCGCUCAUGCCCAUCAUAAACACGCAUCUAGGUCCUAUGUAGAAGUCCGCUAGACCUACUAAAUGACUUUUCAGCCUCCGCCGCCUGUGAUAGAAGAACACCCUCAACUCCCAUCCUCAUCUAGACCGUAGUUUUUAUAUCCCAUGAAUGCUAUUUCGUUUGUUCAUUUUUCAAAAUCAAAUGUUUUACAAGAUGGAGCCGAAUCUGCAUCAUAUAAUGUUAGUCGUCGAUAUACUGCUAUACAUGGUGGUUGUUCACAUACCCAAAAGUAGCCUUGAUGCUCUUCACAUAGUAUUCGGACCAGUUUCUCUUCGUAACUUCUUCUUGUCCGAUCGGAACGCCAGUCCAAAUUACACGCAUGACCGUCACGUGGUCAACAUCAUUCUGGUCAAACUCAAUUUGGAGCUUAGAGUGGUGACCAGCGGGCCACUGACUCAAACGCCAGCUCUGGACAAUCUUCUUGGGCUCAUCAAGUUCGAGGUACUCGCCGGACACGUUGCCGCCAAAGAGCUCGAACUUGCCUCCCGUUUUGGCACCAUCAAAAAGCUUGGGGGGAGACCGUGUAAAGGCAGCAAUACGAGAAGGGUCCACAAACGUCUGAUACAUCUCGGCAGCCGUGGUUCGGAAUUCCUCGUUAUCAGUGACGGUGGUGGUGUUGACUAUGCCACCAGCGCUCGUACUGGAGCUAGCAGCUUUGUCGUUGCUGGUUGGUGUAGAGGCCUGUGGGUAUGUCUUUGGGGUGGAAAAGCCGCUCGAUGGGUUAGCAUCGGCUGCAUGCUGGAUAUCUUUGCCAUGCUCAGCAAUCAGGGCCGGGGCAACCUGUUGAAAUGCUUUGCGCAGAAGGGGAACUAGGUCGGAUCGGACCAAAUCUUUUACAGGCUGCUUUGCUUUCGAGUCGGAGUGGAUAUCAAUGUCAAACUAUGACAGUGUAAGUCAUGCGCGACUGAAUACUGGGGUAUUGCAAGCAAAUUUAGAACUUACGACAUAUUCGUCCUCUUCGGUAUCAUGGGCAACCUCAGGGACUGUGAUAGUGCCCGAUACAUCCUUCUCGUCGGCAGUCGAGCCUAGGAUAACGGAUAAGUCAGACGCUUACGGCAAUUACAGGAACUGUUACAUGACCUACCGGAAUAUUCGAGGACCAGCUUAACAUCGAAGAUGGUAAUGACCUUGCCCUUGCGCUGGCUGACGUCUACAUCACCGUCCAUGGACUGGACCUUGCUAAUCUUGGCGGACACGUCGCCCUUCGUUACUUCGAGCUUUAACAAGUUGUCCUCGAACCAUUGCUUUGCCCAGGGAGAUACAUCCUUGUUCACCCAGUGCCAGUUAUUGGGGUUAUGGAGAACCAUGGUGUCGAUAUGAUGGUAAUGUUGGUCUUGUCAAGCCUGCCAGCAAUCAUGUGUUAGCACAACGCAACUUUGAAGAUGAAAAACAUGAUUGGUAGAAGAAAUUGAGGUAUUUCAAGUCAGAAAUGGUCUUGGACCACAGCAAAAUAUGUCAUCAAUGAAGGGAGUACAAGUCACUCUAUGACUGGUGCCAGCUGGUGUAUCAUCAUGAAAUAGGAAGAGAAAGAAAAAGAAGAGGAAUAUUAUCCAAAUCACUUACCAAUUAAAUACUCUAUGCAGUAAUGAUAGUCAAUGAUCCCGUUCCUGCUGCCACAGAGUGAUCAAAUGCUUUGGAGCUUGAAGAAGAGAAAAGGAGCUGGGGAGAAAGAAGUUCAGAAGGCUCUAGAAAUUCUCGUAGGCAGUGCCCCCACCAGAGGUUGAUGUGGGGCUGACAGUAAACUCGUUGGCUGGGAUAGAAGGGAUUAAAAUUAUUUUGUUUUUAUUUAGAAAAGAAAUUUCAGUAAAAGAAAUGGCGAAAUGAAAACACAGACACAUAAUAUCACUAGCAAAAGAGCGAACAAUCCUAAAUGCUGAAUUCUUGCUACAACCCACGUGUUUGGCACAUGCAGCAAGCACUCAGCCGUUCAAAAAGAAGGAUCCCACAUGAUUUUCUUUAUUAGCUGCAUUUCAAGCCUAGUAACGCAUAGGAAAUUGGCAAAAUUGGCAAAAAGAAAGGGUCUGGCCGGGGAUUGAACCCGGG